AUGUCUGAAGCCCACGGCCAGAACCGCCAUCCCCGCCGCCGCCCUCUUAAGGGCACGGCCUCCCCACUCAGCACCCAUGGCAUGCAGCUUCGCAAGAGCGGCACCUUCUGCUCACCCACACACAUCUCGUCCGACAUCUGUGACCUGGACCGCCACUUCCUGCCCCGCCGCUCGCCCACCAACACUGAGCGACUCGAACAGCUUGUCCAAGAGUCCAUCCAGGACCCCAGUGUCCGUCGGGUCACCAGCCUGCUCAACGACUUCGAGGCGAGGAUUGCCGGACAGAAGAGCUCAGCCGCCGCUUCCAACAUCCUCAGCGACCCAGAAGUCUUCCCGGUCCCAAGCCUGUUCCUAGACAACGCCGCGUUGGACCACACCCCCAUGGAUGUUGACCCCAAGCCAUCGGCACCAGAACGCAGCCCCCACGACCACGCUUCAGACAGUGGUCUGGGCUCCAGCGUCAGUGGAUCAAAGUACGACGACAUCCGCACCCGACGCUCCAGCGUCCGUGAAUCCAUCAGCAGCUCAAUCGGCUCAACUCACUCUGCCGUCACACGCUCAUUCUCAGCUCUUGGCGCCUCGGAAGAGGACCACGUCCUGGGCGAGUACGCCUGCAAGCAGAUCCACGACAUCAUCAUCAAGCCCAUCCUCGCAGAGCACUCGCUCAAAGACUUUCACGGUCUUAUCAAAGACGUCCCACGGCGCAUAGGUGAGAAGAACAUCCGCAACCUUCGCGACCUCGAGAAGACACUCAUCUUCCUCGCUCCGGAGCUCUCGGCUACACCGGACAAAUACUCCCGAUUCUGUGAACGAUCAAUCCAGCUCUUGGCCACGACUGUUCAGUAUCUUUCGGAACGAGACCAGCGACUGCCCACCGACCGCCCUUAUACUGACGGCUACUUCCUCGAUUUGAUGGAACAGAUUAGACGCUACGCCUCAAUCAUGGCUGCCACCCGCGAAAAGGAAUCCAAAGGAGAGGACCUGGACGACAUGGACUACUCACGGUAUGACCGCGCCGCCGCCUUUCUGUUUUCCCGCACUGACCAAGCCUUCAACAGCGAUGAGAAGAUCACGCUCCGGGGAGGCAUAAGCCACAAUGGCCGCCCGGUUGAGCUGGUUCGCGAGAAGAACGGAAAGGUUAUGCCCAUUGAUGAGCAUGUUGCCAAGGCCUUCAGGACCAAACGUCGUCUUUCGGAAGCCUACGUUGACGAUGGAAUGGACGAUGAUGACGUUACCCGCUCCAUGGCGCGACGACGCAAAUCCGAGAAGCCAGGCGAUGUUGUCCACACCUGCCGUGAUUGCAGGAAGGAAUUCAAGCGCCCAUGUGACCUGACCAAGCACGAGAAGACGCAUUCCCGUCCGUGGAAGUGUUCUGAGAAGAACUGCAAGUACUUUGACCUUGGCUGGCCAACCGAGAAGGAACGUGACAGGCACAUGAACGAUAAGCACUCUGCUGCCCCCGCGCAGUACAAGUGUCUUUACCCACCAUGCACAUACGCCUCAAAGCGUGAAUCAAACUGCAAGCAACACAUGGAGAAGGCCCACGGCUGGGAAUACGUUCGCUCAAAGAGCAACGGUCGUAAGAAGGCUCCUUCCAGCAACAACCCCAGUCCCACCACCCCUCUCACUCCCUUCAUCAACACACCCCUGUCUGCAACCAUGGCCACGCCGGUGACGCCAUUCGUUCCGUCGCCCCAAGUGCCCCUGAUGGACAACUUUGAUUGCUACGGUUUUGGGACACCAGCACUCAGUGCCAAUGGUUACCAAGAUGACUUCCGUCGCGACUCAGUCGCCACGGAUGGCUCUCACUUCACCUACUCGUCUGGGCAUUCACCUGUUGAGCCCACCCUAUUUGAAGACGCUGUAGUCACCCCUGACAACAUUGCUGUUAACCACAACGAUGUCUACAACACGUGCAACUUGGGCACAAACUUCAACACGGGCUUCCAGCAACCGACGCCCAUGAGCACAACGUUCGACUACGAACCACUGCCGUUCACGGCCAACAACCAAAUGAGCGCAGGUUACCCCCAGCUUUCCCCGCUGGCUCAGCCUGACGUCACACUCUUCUCGCCCAAUGUGGACGAGGGUUUUGGAGAUAUGGACAUGGGUCAGCAAGGCUUUGGUCUCCCGAGUGGAGACUUUACCUUGUUCGAUACCUCACCACCCAGCGCAAUGACAUUCAAUAACACAGCGAACUUCUUCCCAGAGUUCAGCCAGGUUGGAGGACAGUUUGAUAAUUUCUGUCCAGAGCCUACCACCACAUUGGAUGAUCUCAACUACAUGAACUUCAUGGACGCACAGUAA
Molecule: messenger RNA, 2307 nt
Organism: Exserohilum turcica Et28A
Lineage: Eukaryota; Fungi; Ascomycota; Dothideomycetes; Pleosporales; Pleosporaceae
Exons: 3
Coding region: 1-2307 (768 amino acids)
Biological process (GO): regulation of transcription by RNA polymerase II
Cellular component (GO): nucleus
Molecular function (GO): DNA-binding transcription factor activity, RNA polymerase II-specific; RNA polymerase II transcription regulatory region sequence-specific DNA binding
Source: RefSeq, a predicted model, not a curated record